ACAGUUUUAUAUGAGAUAUCGUCGGAAUAAGAUGUGUUGAGCGGAAAGCACACCUAGAAAAAAACACAAAUUUUGAAACAGCACAAAAAUAUACCAACAGCAACAACAAAAGAAAAUAUUUAUAAAAAUAACAACAAAGUCUUUCGCAAUAGCAAAUAAAAUUUUGGAAAAAUUAUUGGAAAUUUUGAAACCGUUUACAAAAUCAAAUCACAAAACGGCUUUCGGCAAAAAAGCUUAUUCAGUUUUCCCAUACCAAACAAAAAAAAUUGGGGGGAAAACCAACGAUUUGAUAUUUUAUAUAAAAAAAAAUCUAUUCAAAUUUAUGGCAUUUUCAGUUACAAGUGAAAGUGUUAACCAUUAAAUGCCCACAGAAAAAAAAAUCGAUAAAUAGAAAAAAAUUUGAAACAUAUUUUUUUCUGAAAAUUACCAAAUUGAGAUUAAAUUAAAACCUUUUUGUGAAACCCAAGAGAAAAAUCAACAACAACAACAAAGUUCUAGAGUACCAAACAAAGAAAAUGUUAAAUAAUUUACAUUCAAACUGUGAACAAGUGAAAAAAGCCAAGAAAUUGUGAAAGCCAGUUAUUUGAAAACAAAAAGAUAUUCAAAAAAAAAAAGACCCGUUACCAAGAGGAAAUUUUUGUGCCAUUAAAAAAAGCAAAGUGUUUACAUUUUACACAUUUUAAAUACAUUUUUAUUAACAAUCAAGAAAAUAAAUUAAUUAUUAUCAAUUACAACAUCUGAAGUUGUCCUUAUCUCUCUGUCUCUCUCGCUCCCGCACUCAAUUGGAAUUUGGAAUAUUCAUUGACAUUCAACAGUUAAUAUCAAAAUGAAGGCUGAAGACAAAACUGCCAUACCCAGAGUUCGCAUUGCGGUUAUUGGCCAUGCUGAUGUUGGUAAAUCAGCUCUCACAGUCCGCUAUCUGACGGGACGAUUUAUUGGCGAAUAUCGCUCAAAUACAGAUUUGCUCUACAACAAGACCAUAACAUUGGAGACCGGCCUGACGGAAGUGGAAAUCGUUGAUGUCUAUGCCGGAAGUGUUGAUGGUGAUGAACAAAAUGAAUUUCCCAUGGAACAGGUUCUCUGGUCAGAUGCCUGCAUGAUCGUUUACAAUAUCACACAACGCAGCAGUUUCGAAUAUGCGGCCAAAUGUCUGGCCGAAUUCAAAUCGCUGCAGAAUGCACCCACAGCCUAUUUGGUGGGGAACAAGGCGGAUUUGGAUCAUUUACGAGAGGUCCCCGAAAAAGAAGGUGCCGCCCUUGCCGCUGCCAGCUCAAUUGGUUUCUGCGAGGUUUCGGUUGCCGAAUACACCCCCACCCUAUACAAAGCAUUCGAAAAACUCAUCAUUGACUCCCGUGCCCGUCCCCAGAAACAAAAUCGCAAAUUCUCUGUGAGUAAAAUGUUGGGUACCCUGAUAGGCAACAACAGCUAUAGCCAGAAAUCACUGGGUCCCAUCAAUCAUCAGGGUACCGUGGUGCCCUGUCACAAGGGAGAGCUACACAAAUCGCGGGUCUUGAAAAGGCGCCAGGGUUUUACAGCCACAACCAGUCUGUGACCAGCACGUGAAGACAGUUGGUAAAUCAAAUCAAAAAAACAUGGAACCUGAAUAGCACCCGCAUAACAUAAGCUCAAGUCAAGUAAAAAAAAGAAAAGAAAAAUCAAAUAAAUUUAAGUCUAAGCAUAAGAGAUGAUACUACAAGGAACUAACAGGACAAAUGAUAACCAAAAAAGAAAUGAGAGAUUUUUAUAUAUUUAAUAUUUAAUAAAAAAAACCAUAAUUGAUUUUCUAAUUAUGGUAGCCAAAGAAUUAGGGCCCAAAGAAUGUAAGGGAAAAAACUAUAAAUCUAGGAGAGAAUAAACCCUAGAUCAUUACUAUUAGAAACUAAGAAUUAGUUUUAUAAAAACAAGAGAAAGAAGCAAAUUUUGAAAUUUUUUGUAGAUAAGACAAAUUAGUUAGGCUUUGAAAUGGGUACAGAAAAAUAAUUUAAAAAAUUAGUUAAUUUAAAAUAAAAUUAAGGAUCAAAUCAAUACCUUAUUCCAGAUAAAAAAAAUGUGAAAAUAUGCCAAGCCAAGGGGUAAGAAAAUCAGAGGGGGGGAAAUUUUUCAAAUUAAUCGCGAAAUUUACUCAACAAAAAAAAUUUUAAAGUUUCAAUGUAAGACACUUUUGAGCUACAAAAAUUGCCUAUAGAUCACACAUGUCUGAGCAAGAAUUAUGAGGAACCCUCUAGGGAACAUUUUUGCCAAAGAUAAUUCUGUUCCCCCACCACCCCUUGUCCCUGAAAAUCCAGGGCCAAAAUUCUUUAACAAUUUAAGAAUUUUAUACAAAUGAAAAUUUUAGAGGGAGAAAUAAGGUUUCUCUGAGAGUGUCUUUCCGCUGAGAGUGAGAGAGUUGGUUCUCGAGAGAAAAAGUUUGCUUAAAGGAUGCUCUAUAAAUCCUUCUCAUAUUACAAAGUUCUAUUUCGAAGGCUUGACCCAAAAAUUUAGAGUUGAGUUCAUGACUAUGAACAAAUAAAAAUAUUCAGAAACUCUAAUUAUCGUAAAGAAAACUUCAAAAAAUAUCUUAAAUAACAAAACCACGCCAAAGGAGAAAAUAUAGAGGACCCUUUAUAGAACAUUUUUGCCAAAGAAACUUCUGCUUCUCCACCACUCCUUAUAACGGAAAAUUACGAAAAAACUCGAAGCAUUUUACAAAAAUACACAUUUUAAGAGAGAAAAAAGUUUACUCUGAGAGUAUUUUUCCACUGGGAGUAAGUGAGUUGAUGCCGGAGAGAAAAAGUUUGCUCAAAGGAUACUCUUCAAACUUUUCUCGUACACCAAAGUUCUAUCUCGAAGGCUUGACCUAAAAAAUUAGAAUUGAAUUCACUCUCCCAGUGCUUGACACUCACUAAUACACUCAAUAGAAUUCCGUCUGUUUCGAAAUAUAUUUUGAUGUAUAAAUAUCAUAUAUAGUCGAUUUAUCUCGGAGAAAGAAAUAUAGGGGACCCUUUAAUUAACAUUUUUGCCAAGGAAACCUCCGCUCCCCAACCACUCCUUAUCACUCAAAAUUAUGUGCCAAAAUUGAUAACAUUUCUAAGUAUAUUCUUGAAAUUAGCUUUAUUAAGAGAGGAACGGUUUGUUCUGAGAGUACCUCUCCACUGAGAGUGAUAGUGUUGCACGGUGAGAAAAAAAGUUUGCUCAAAAGAUACUCUACAAAUUGUUCUCAGAAAGUGAACCUCUAUGGUACAAUCUAGUUCCUAAAAAUAGAGAUUUGAGUAAACUACUUUCAUAAAAUGGAGCUAAAAAUGUAAUUUUCAAAUAUUUUGAAAAAUUAUUUUGAGUUAUAAGUUUUAUAAAUAGACGCCUCAUGUCUGAGAAGAAAAUAUAGGGAACCUUUUUAAGAAUAUUUUUGUCAAAAAAAAACCUCCUCCCCCUUUCCUCUUUACCCCUGAAAAUAAUGGACACAAUUUUUAUGUGUCUCAAAACUUGUAUCUCUCUUUUUCAUGGGAAAAUUUUUGAACUCCAGUGAGAGUGAGAGAGUUGGGCCCAAAGAGAAAAAUGUUUAUCAAAGUAUACUCUUCAAAUCUUUCUCAUAUGUGAAGCUUCUAUCUCAAAUUUGAGAAUCUAAAAAAUUUGUCGCAAGUUAACCAACUCCAUGAAAUGUAGCCAAGAAAUUUCGAUAUAAUUUUCCAUAUUUUGAAAAUAAAUUUUGAGAUUGAAAUCGAAAUUCUCGGUCAUCUUUGUCUGAGAAGAAAAUAAGGAGGAGACUUUUAUGAAUAUUUUUGCCAUAGAAACCCCUGCUCUAACUACUCUCUUUGUCACGAAUAUUAUGUCUCACAAAAAUAAAACAUUUCAAGACUAGUGAGGGUUUCAAUGCAUUGUGGACUUCGAUAUUAUUUUUGAUAAUUUCAAUUCCACCUGAGAAGCUUAAAUUUUUUGAGAAUUUUUCUCAUUUUUUAAACCCCCUCCUCUUACCCAUAGUUUUAUAUCUCUCUUUGAAUAAGUAUUUUCACAACUUAACCCCCUAGAUCGCAGGUCGAUAUCAUACGGGAAAAUUUCAAUUCUGGAAAUUGAUUUUUUUCUCUAAUUUUAUUUUAAUUAAAAAUUUCAUUUAAAUUAUUUUUCUGUACCCACCACCUCUAAGGCAUGCAAAACAAAAAUAUACCAACAAAAAAUUGGAAAUUUUUAGAAAAUAUUUUUGUAAAAUGGGAAUAUUGAAACAGACAUAAGUACUUGGUACAGACAUAAGAAAAAAAAAAAACAUUUUUGUAAUAAUUAGAAAAAACAAACAAACUUUUGUAAACUAUUGUUAAGUAACAUAAGAUGUACUCAAAAAAGAAAAAGGAAAAAUAAUUAAGAUAUUUUUUGUAAGCAGAAUUAUGGCAAAAAGGAAAUAAGAUUGGCAAGUAAUGUUUUUGUUUUUCUAAGUUUUUAUUAGAAAAUCAAUGGAGUUAUUGAUAAAACAAAACUAACUCAAAUCAAAUAAUUGUCUCCUAAAUGGAAUUUUGAAUGGAUCAAAAAACGCCUACAGCAAUAGUUUCAAAUUUCAUUGUUUAAAUGUCACAAGUCUAAAUGUUAAAAUACAAAUAACCCAA
Molecule: messenger RNA, 4568 nt
Organism: Musca domestica (house fly)
Lineage: Eukaryota; Metazoa; Arthropoda; Insecta; Diptera; Muscidae
Product: ras-related and estrogen-regulated growth inhibitor-like protein
Exons: 5
Coding region: 827-1552 (241 amino acids)
Molecular function (GO): GTP binding; GTPase activity
Source: RefSeq, a predicted model, not a curated record